Molecule: messenger RNA, 1982 nt
Organism: Paecilomyces variotii
Lineage: Eukaryota; Fungi; Ascomycota; Eurotiomycetes; Eurotiales; Thermoascaceae
Product: putative threonine synthase
Exons: 7
Coding region: 186-1877 (563 amino acids)
Biological process (GO): L-threonine biosynthetic process
Molecular function (GO): threonine synthase activity
Source: RefSeq, a predicted model, not a curated record
AUUCUAAAUUCAAAGCCUAUACAUUCAGCUACUCAGGACACCAAGACAUCAUCUCCGUUGACGUGGCCUGUUCUUCCCGUUUGCAACAGCGGCGAGACCGGACGAUCUAUCUUCCGGAGGGGCUGAUACCAAAAACUUACCUUCAUACGAGGGGCAAAGCCUUUGCAAAGCAACAAUUGCGCACCAUGGCGAACGAAUCUACGGGUAGGGCUCAUACUGAGUCCCAAAUCUAUCACUCUACCAGAGGUGGUGACUAUGGCCUCUCGUUCGAGACGGUGGUCCUGAAGGGCCUCGCCGCGGAUGGUGGUCUCUUCCUGCCUCACGAAAUCCCCACUGCAGUGGACUGGCGGAGUUGGAGCGACCUUUCCUACACGGACCUGGCCUUCCAGAUUUUCAGCCUUUACAUUUCACGCAGCGAGAUCCCAGCGGAUGACCUGAAAGGCAUCAUUGAUCGGAGCUACUCGACAUUCCGUGCAAAGGAUGUUGCGCCGUUGGUUCAUCUAAAGGACAACAGCUUGUAUCUCCUGGAGCUAUUCCACGGUCCCAGCUACUCCUUCAAAGACUGCGCCUUGCAAUUCCUAGGAAAUCUCUUCGAGUAUUUUCUCACGCGGAAAAACCACGGGAAAGAAGGCAAAGGUGCGUUUAACAAGCAAUGUAUAUGGCUGGAUUAUGGCAAGGCUAUGGGACCUAACCAGCUAGCAGAUAGACAUCAUCUGACUGUGGUUGGUGCGACGAGCGGUGAUACUGGAUCUGCAGCGAUUUACGGUCUCAGAGGCAAGAAAGAUGUAUCCAUAUUCAUACUGCACCCGAAGGGCCGUGUCAGUCCCAUACAAGAGGCGCAAAUGACAACCUGCUUAGACGCAAACGUCUAUAAUCUUGCCGUGACAGGGACCUUUGAUGAUUGUCAGGACAUCGUCAAGGCCUUGUUCGGCGACUCUGAUACGAACAACGUGUUGAAACUCGGUGCGGUCAACUCGAUUAACUUUGCGAGAAUCCUCGCCCAAAUCGUCUAUUAUUUCUAUUCGUACUUCUCUCUUGUGAGAACUUCCAAUACUUUCAAGCUCGGCGACAAAGUGCGCUUUGUGGUUCCGACUGGAAACUUUGGAGAUAUACUGGCAGGUUAUUUUGCGUACCGUAUGGGUCUUCCUGUUGACAAGCUCGUUAUUGCAACCAACGAGAAUGAUAUUCUCGAUCGAUUCUGGAAGACGGGUCGGUAUGAGAAGAAGCCGGCUAAAGGCCAGGAGGCAGAGGGUGGACUCGAUGUAGACGGAGCGAAGGCUCACGAAGGUGGCGUGCGGGAAACACUCAGUCCAGCGAUGGACAUACUGGUCUCCAGCAACUUUGAGCGACUUCUCUGGUUCUUGGCACACGAAUUCGCCAGCACCAGAAGCACAGAUGACGAGGCCAGCAAUAAACAGGCAGAUCAGCAAGUCAGUACUUGGCUUAGCGACCUGAAAGUAAAGGGCGGUUUUGGCCCCGUCCACAAGGACAUUCUCGACAGCGCACACAGGUCAUUUGACAGUGAAAGAGUCAGUGACCCGCAGACUCUCGAGACAAUCAAGAACAUCUAUGACCAGAUUGGGUAUAUCCUGGACCCGCAUUCUGCCGUCGGCGUCACGGCUGCCCUUCGAUCCCUGCAGCGCGCUGGCCCAAAUAUUCCGCAUAUUUCUCUUUCAACAGCCCAUCCGGCUAAGUUCGCCGGUGCCGUCGAGCUGGCUCUCAAGGAUAAGGAGGGAUUUAACUUCGAAAAGGAGGUGUUGCCGGAAGAAUUCAUCGGCCUUGACAAGAAGGAAAAGCGCGUUAUUGCCGUCGAAAACGAUUGGCAGGCAGUGAGAGAGCUGGUCAAAGAGCAAGUUGAGAAGGAAAUACAGCUCUAAAACAAACAAACACCAUAUUCGGGCGAAUACGUGUUCUGCUUGCCAGUUUCUGUUGAUAUUGUGACUUGAGUCUUCGGGCCUAGUGAACUUAAAAAAGGUCGGUGG